ACCUCUUAUCUUUACUAUAUUCUGACAGUCUAUUUAUCUCAGUGCCUUUAUGAGCAAGAGCAGACUGUAAGAGAGUUCACAGCUUUCCACCGACUGCAGAAACGCACAGUUACAGGCUGCUGAUAAUGGAAAAAGGACAAUUUCCCCCUCCAUAUGCAUCACAAGUGGUCCAAAACAACAUAUCCUACCAGGCACCGCAGGUUGCCUUUCAAAACCAACCAGCUCCAAUGGCCACCGUUUACCCAGCUCCAGCUCCACAGAUGCAAUUCACGACUGCAGCUCAGCCUGCAUUUGUGCCUGCCACUGCUCCAAUGGCACAGCCUGCAAUUCAGAUGGUCCCGGCUCCUGCGCCGGCCCCGGAUGCAGUAAUUAUUCCAGCACGUAUGACUACUGUCGCGGGGCGGAUGAAAUGUCAAUACUGCCAGAAGGAGGUCGUAACAGAGAUGAAAUAUGUCAAUGGCAUGAUGGUGUGGGCCAUUUGUGCGAGUCUUGGUUUUUUAGGGAUCUGGCCAUGUUGUUUGAUUCCAUUCUGUGUGGACGGCUGCAAGGAUGUAGAGCAUAGCUGUCCACACUGCAAAACCAUCAUCCAUGUGCACAAACGCAUGUAGCUUGUUCUGAAGCAAAGAAAAUCUGAAGUUCUGAAGUGUCUGAAAUGGCAGCAUUAUCUGGACUUUAGGGGGAAAGUGUGUACGGUUGCAACACUUUUUGCAUUUCCUUCAGUUUCUCAGAGACUGUGUGUGUUGGAAAGCCAAAAUUUUAAUGCUUUAAAACUACAUCUGUCAGCUGUAAUGUGUGAACAUAUGACUAUAUAUAUAUAUAUAUAUACAAAUUGCUCUUGAACAGACAAGGUCAAAUGCUACAAUUGACCUCAUAACAGGGACAGUUGGAACAUUCAUAAAAAUGUUAUAAAAUCGUUCUUUUACAUCAUUUUAAGAAAUAAAUCGGUAAAAUAACAGAAAACGUAGUGGCACCAUUAAUUUUAUGUGCAUUUCUGUUCUAAAAUACAACGCAAUGUCAUGUAAAAUACAGGUAAAACACUUUUAAAAAAUAAAUGGAAAUAAUUUCCCUCAAAUUAAUACAGGUAGGUGUGCCUUAUAUUUACAGAUCUUUUUUUCACUGCAUGCUACAAACAUUUUUCUGAUAAAUGUGCUUUAUGUGGUAACAUAAAUUAACUGCUUUUUAUGCAAGUCAAAAAGUCAUUCAGUUUGAUGAAAUCACCCUGACAAAUUACAAUUAACUUAAGUAAAUUAUGUUAGUUAUCAAGUGUAAAUCUUGAAAAUCUUGAAAUAUCAGAUAAAGUUGCAUUUUUUUCUAGUACAGCUUUUGUUUAGUGUAGCUACCUCCCAAUUUGUUUUUGUGCCCCUUUGGCCACCUUUAUUUCCAGGACACCCUGAUGACAUUUUCAACAUGCACAGUAAGGACAAUUAACAUUCACAUGUGUAUGUUUGUCUGCAUUCUCUUAAUAACUAAGUCGCUUAUCUAUAGCACCAUCCAAUGACUGACAAAACUAGCUAAACUACUCUACACUGAAGUUACUGUCAGUGACGCAGCUAAAAUCUCACUUAUCCUUACGUCUGAGAGAGAUAAAAGCUAGUUUAUCCACAUCAACCCACAGAGAGCAUUCCAGUGACCCAAGUGUUUCAGCCUGCAUCAGCACCUGGUUCCAAAUAAAGGUUGCAAAAAGUU
Messenger RNA from Onychostoma macrolepis, 1686 nucleotides. Its product is annotated as lipopolysaccharide-induced tumor necrosis factor-alpha factor homolog. The transcript is spliced from 6 exons. The record is from RefSeq and is a predicted model, not a curated record. Gene Ontology annotation, molecular function: zinc ion binding. The coding region runs from base 126 to 608 and encodes 160 amino acids. Lineage: Eukaryota; Metazoa; Chordata; Actinopteri; Cypriniformes; Cyprinidae.